Molecule: messenger RNA, 4814 nt
Organism: Pseudo-nitzschia multistriata
Lineage: Eukaryota; Bacillariophyta; Bacillariophyceae; Bacillariales; Bacillariaceae
Source: the annotation of a GenBank genome assembly
CUAUAUUUUGUCUAAUAUUAUAGUUACGAAGUACUCACUGAUGUGAGUACUUAUGAAUUUGAUGAUAGUUAUGAUGUGCAGUGUUUGAUCUUCAUGGUUUACAGAUGCGCCCACUUGGUGGUACAGGAAUGCAUGCAACAUGUACCAACAGGCGAUGGUCGCACCGGGGGGGGGGGGGUGUUUUCGUCUACACGGAAGAUGUGUUGACGCAAUUGGAGUGGAUGUGGUUACUUCGGUUCCAAACGAGAUUUGUGUGUGUCGCUGCUGCAUUGGCACCGAUUCAAAACAAUCGGAACGUUUAGCUCGAGGAUCCGCUGGAGGAACUAGAAGAAGUUGCGGCAGUCGUCGCGGCUGUUGGGGCUCCGGUAGGAGAGCCCGAAGGAGCGGCGGAAGGAGCGGCCGAAGGAGCAGCGGAAGGAGCGGCCGAAGGGGCUUCGGUGCUUCCYCCCUUACCCUUCUUGGACGACUUCUUGGGUGGUGGAGUAGGGUCGGACUUCUUGGAUCCCUUUUGCAAACGACGCUGGGGGAUUCCAAUAACGGAGUCGUUGCUUUCGUCGAUAAUGGCGGCGUUGGCAGAGAGGGCCAUGAAAGCGGCGGCGAGAACGGUAGCUUUGAAGUACAUCAUUGUGAAAUAGAGUUUUCUUGUUUGAAGAUUUGAAAGUUUUUGUUCUUGUUGUAAGCUUUUCGACUUUGGAGUUGUGAGAAGAUGAUUUCGGAACCAUAGGAACAGGGUUGUUGCAUUGCUUCGCAUUAUUUGAAACGAUUGGCUUCAUUCUACCAUGAAAUUCGAUUCGAUUUUUGGUGGGCGCGCACUUCCAACCCAAAAAAUGAGUACGAGCCGUUGGAUGGCGAGAAUUGGUAAGACUCAUCCGAGUUUUCUGGCCAGAAGUGCCAAUCUCUGUUUGGACGAGAGACAUUUCCUUAAAUAACUAUUUUAAAUUCCGCAACAAUUAUAUCGAAAAUGACCGAAUUUUUCUAAGCACGGAGCCGAGUCAGUCCUCAUAUAGUUCACUAAAAAGUUUGAUCGUUUGAAGUCGCCGAAGUUGCCAUGCGUUGAGUAUUCGUCGUCUACAUUUAUUAAGGGAACAAUUUUGUAAUGGUUCGGAAGUUCUGCCACAUUCCGAUGCGUCACAUUUAAAAACAAAUAUUAUUGCCCAAAGCUUUCAAAUUGCGAUCCGAGUCAUCGAUUAAGGUUACUUGUGUAUGAGAAUUGUCAACGGACCCUUCUCGCCGAUUCAAAACAAUGUGGAAUUUGUUGUUGCACGUGCUCCCACAUUGUUCUUCCAUUUGCACGGAACACAUUAUCCUACCGUACAGUACUGUACGUACUGCAAGUCGAUUUUUUUCCAUCAUGACGAUUCUUGGAUGCGUCAAAAAUGUUCGCCUGCGCAGGAACGUUCGGUACCGUACGUACCGUGCGUCAUUUAAACAAAUGCACGAGUAGGAAAAGCUAUGUUUAAUACCCAUUACAACAUGUGCCAUCUGGGCACGACUAUUUGUUUACUAAACUUCAAUAAAUAUUUUUGUCCAUCCGUAAACGGCACUCAUAUUUGUUUGCCGUUGAUGAAUUCCCCUAAACGAAAAUCUUGAUGCCGUAUGUGUAUUGGAACUGGUGAACUCUUUUGACCACCGAAUUGUAGUACGUAACUCGAAGCUUGAAUCAAUCGGGAGGAGAUCAUUACGAUCUCGGUACGAAACACAAAUACACUGGCGUAGUYAUUCCGGGAUAGGCGGCGAAGCUGUAGCGAUUACAAGGAGGGAAAGCCGUUGAGGCUGCCCUGUCCGACGAGUAGAGUGCAGACAAUAGGACUGUGCCCAUCCGACUUAUUGCAUCAUACGCGACGCCUGACAACAUGAAUGAAAUCCGUGUAUUGAAACAGCGUGCGCUGCUUGCUGCCUCGAUCCUAGCGUUGUCGGURKUGCAACACGUGCUGUGUUCGCCUCUAAUCCAUCUGGACCCGGGCACAAACACGAAUUCAAAUACACAGAGAUCGCUGCGUCGAGGAUCCACCGCUGCCGCCGGUGCGAUCGGCGCUCCACAAGAGCCUCGUAGGUUACGAUUCCAAGAACCAGAAGAACAACAAGAAGAUGGCGUCAAAGGUCGGACGGGCUUCGUGCCUCACAAUGCGAACCAUAGCGUUGGGUCCAACACGGAUGAUGGUGAUUUCUCUCGAAACAAUAGCAGGAAUUCCCGCCGUCAUCUCUUGCAAGACACCAGCUGUAAUCUCAUCCUCAAGGACAUUGAAUACGCACCCACGGCCGAACAUCCCAACGGAUAUUCCCGAGAAGAAUGGAUGUGUGAACUACCCUCGGACGAUUCCUCUAGGAUCGGUGGCAUUCAGUUCAUCGACAUUGCAGACGCCACCCGCCUCGUGGAGGAAUCAAACGCGGCGGCCUACGAACAGGGGCGAACUACCGCCCACGCAAUAACUCCUAUGCCUCCAAUUGUCUCGGGCGAAUCGACGCUGACCUUCAGCUCGGCCAUUAUCGAUACCGGUGGGGAAGAUGGCAAUCCGAAACUCCACGUUCCGCAAGACUCCAUGGUGAAGGUGAAAACCAUUUCAAAAGACCAAGACGAAUACGAAUACCAAUACCAAUACCAAUCCGAAUGGGAUACCAAAAAAAUAAACGACAAUGGCAAAAGAGAACAACGAAAGAAGAAGCAAAGACGGAGACGGAAGCGGGCGCGGAGAGAACAAAGAAACAGAAACGGAAACGGGAGGAGACUCUCGACUAGUCCCUCCGCCUUCGGCACCCUCAACACACUCGUGGUUCGCGUCGUGGAUCGGAGGGGGAUCGGUCCCGAUGCAAGCAUCGAACAGCUCUAUGAUGACGUCUUUGGGGACACCGCCUGCCUGAAAUCGCAGUACGAGGCCUGCUCGUACGGGAAGAUGUCCAUCGUGCCCGCACGCGGUGGGAUGGUGAUGACCGGCAGGGGGAUCGUAAUACAGAACGGGGUCACGGAACUCCGAGUUAACUACGACGUUUCGAUGCCCCACAGCAACAAGGAUGCCCUUCAGCAAGCUGUACUGGACGCUACCUUAGUGCAGUUCGGAACCAACCUCAACGUGUCUCCGCACUACGACCUUGUGUUGUUUUGCAUGCCCCCUGGAACAGGAGAUUGGAUCGCCUACGCCUUUGUGAACCACAAAUUUUCCUUUUACAAUAACCAGUGGUGUUCUUCCGUAACCUCACAGCUCCACGAGGUCGGCCACAACCUGGGGUUAGACCACAGUGGUGAAUACGAAGGUGGAGGCGGAUACGUAAGUUACGCCGAUCAAACCGGUGCCAUGGGGUUUUCCUACGACGCCGACGAUAUGCGGAUUUGUUUCAACCCCGCAAAAAGCUAUCAGCUGGGAUGGUAUGCUGACCAAGUAAAGACGAUCAAUCCCCUAGCUCCGAACUGGGACGCUACCCGCCAGUUUCUCCUCAACGGUGUUUCUGAUUACCAACGAAACCCUGAAACCGCCCUCAUUGUACUUCGGCUCGAUCAAAUGUGGAAGGACGAAGACUAUUACAUCGGAUACAACCGAAAGCACGGCAUAAACGAUGGCACCUUCGAAGACCCGAACAAGGUAACGAUUGUCCGCAAGGAGUUUGGAAAACCGCAUGAGUAUGGACUCUCGACGAAGGUGGCUGCACUUGGCGUUGGUGAAUCGUACGUUAUCGAGAAUUUCAAUGACGAAGAGGGCAAGAACGUGGAAAUCAAAUACAUUGGCCACCACCAAGGUGUCGACGUCACCAUCGAAAUAGUAGACCUAUCUAGAACAGUAGCUGUAGAAGAAAACGCAAUUGAAGUUCUCGAGGAACUAAAUCCAGUCGAAGAUACGGUGAUACCAGAAUGUGCUAUUGUGACAAUAGAAAUCACGUUUGAUCGGUUUCCAGAAGACAUCACCUGGUCCAUCGAGGAAGCCAACGAAGAAGAUUCAGUUUCUAGUGAACGAAUGGUCUAUGCUUCUAAUCCUGUUUAUGACAAAGAACACGACAAGGAGAACACUGUUGCCACACAUGUCUGUCUGCCUUACUGGAACGCCAACGGUAAUAACACGUGGGAUGAAUUCGGAAAUUACACAUGGGAUUUCGUGGAUGCUAAUUCUACUUUUGGUUUCCUGGAUACUAACAGCACGUGGGAUUACGCGGAUGCUAACAGCACGUGGGAUUACGCGGAUGCUAUCAACACGUGGGAUUUCCAGGAUUCAAACAGCACGAGGGAUUUCCAGGAUUCAAACAGCACAGAGCCAGACGAUGACAGCAUGAGCUACAGAUUCAUUAUUUUAGACUCGUACGGUGACGGCUUGUGCUGUGGACAGGGAGAAGGUUCGUACCGAGGACUCGAUGCGCAAGGGAACGAGAUUUUCAGCGGGGGCACCUAUUUCUCCUCCAAGGAACACCUAUUUCGAGUGUUUCUGCCUUUUGGUGCUACCCGACCCUUCGUGGAAGUUUUGAAUUUGGAAUCUGAUCCCCUGGUGCGAACAGAGACCAACGAUGAAGACACCGUGAUUGACCUCUAGAAAGCAGGAAACGAGAGCUUUGGAAUAAAAUGGAAUAGAGCGGAUGCGAAAGUUAUCACUAGCUGAUGACGGUCCAGAACACGCAACGCAAGGGAAUAACAUGGUUUUUAAUUAGUUAAUCGAAAUUGAUAUUAAAUAUAUCGGUAAUUGCACGUACUACUGUAAAGCAAAGCUGAACCGACAACCGGACGAAAUGGAAAACACUUGAAGAAUUGGAAAUGAAAUUAAGCGCAGCAAAGUAAUGGAUUAUUUCAAAAUAGUCUUCCAGAAUACAAUUCUCUCUAACAAACCAUACGCAUUGUA